Molecule: messenger RNA, 1922 nt
Organism: Caenorhabditis angaria
Lineage: Eukaryota; Metazoa; Nematoda; Chromadorea; Rhabditida; Rhabditidae
Source: the annotation of a GenBank genome assembly
AUGUACGAAAUAAUUCAACCCUACAUUCCAACUGGCGCUUUCAAAGAUGCUCUAAUUUAUUAUUCUACAGUAAUCCUUGUCUGCCAAUUAGGAAGAUAUAUUUGCGAUAAAACACUAUCCAAAAAAUCGCGUUUUUAUAUUUUAGCCAUCGAAUUUUUCGGAACAUUACAAGUCACUACAACUGUCUAUGAAAAUGGUGAGAUUUUUUGGGUUCACAGUAUUUUAUUAAUUGCUCAUUUUAAAAUUAGCCCUAAAUAAAUUGUGAACAAUUUCGUAGAAUUAAAAAAAUCUAGAAAUUCUUCGCAGUUUUUGGAAAGCCGGAUAUAUAUUUUUCAUUUCUUGGUGGUCUAUUUUCCGCGCUUGAAAUUUCCACGUCAGCAUGACGUGGCAAUUAUUCAUAUUUUCGGACCCGGAAAAAAAUGACUCAUGAAAAUUUAAAAAUUUCAGUUUCUGGAAAAAAAUAACAUUUUUCAUUCGAAAUGCAGAAAACUUUAAACUUUUAAAAAGAAAAUUCCGUGGUUUAUUGUAUAACUCAAUUUUAUUUUUUGAAAAUUUCGAAAAGUGGGUUCACUUUAACCUCCCGGCAAAGUGUCUAAAUGUGAUUCUGUUACUUUGUCCGUUUUAAACUAACGAAAUAAACCCGUCAAAAAGGGUUUUCGAAAAUAACUUUCCGGAAAUCACCAAUUCCAAAAAUAAAGGCUCUCUUUGAACGAAAAAAAUCGUGCGUGCCACAGUGACCCUCCACCGGCACACUUGAGCUGGUGGCAAUGCUGUGAAGGUUGAAAUGAGGUAUUAUUUAUGUUCAAAUCUUGUCAUAACCACGUUCGGCUAUGUUUGUGUCAAAAAAUAUUGAGUUUUGAUCUUUUGAAUUUCCCGGGGUGGACUGUGAAAGUUGUAACACUAUUUAUGAAACACCCUGUACAGUAAUAUUUUUUGGCUCAAUUUUUGAAAAGUUUCAGAAGAUUUUAACAAAGAAUAAUUGGGAGGUCUUCCUGAAAUCCAAAAACUGCGAGAAAUUUCGAAACCCCUUAUUUUUUCUUUACCAAUUUUCAGCCGUAAUCGACAUUUACUUGGGUCGAAAAUGUUUUGCCCUAACACUUUUCAUAAUGGGUAUCUUAUUCGCUUAUUAUAAUCGUGGAGCAUAUUGUGGACCAUUUAUGCCAAUUGAACAAUUCUAUUACAAUAAAAUCAGUCUUUCACAUUUCGUCCAACUUCUUGCCGCCCAAUUUUCCGCUGGUUAUAUUUCAUAUCGAUUUGCAAGAACAAUUUGGCUCCAAGCCACAAUUCAAUCAGAACCACAUAUUAAUAUUGUUGGAAUUUAUGAACAAUGUGCCUUUAAUCAUCCAGUAAGUUGGAGUACUGUAGGAAGAGUGAUUUAGAUUUGUUUGAAAAUUUUUAGUAUCACAUCUACCUUCAUCUUUUAUUCGAACUUGUUGGAAGUUUUACAAUUCGUCAUGUUUUAACUCGCUCAACAAGUUCAACUUUUUCCGCAUUUUUCAUGGCUAUGGUUUUCACUGGAGGUUUGUAAUGGGAUCUUUCCGAUUCAAAAAUGUGUUUUUUUCGAUAAAAAAAUAGUACGCUGUUGGUUUUGAGUUUCCCAAUCUUCGAAUUUUUAGCCUUAUUUUAACAAAAAUUAUAAUUCCCUUAAAACUAAUUAGUUAAUCAAUUCAAUUAAUUUUCAGUAGUCACUUUCGUUGGUGACCAAGCUUUGGAUCCAUUAAUUGCCACCACACUUUUCUACGGUUGUCGUGGAUUAGACUUCCAACAUUUCAUUCUAGUUUAUUGGGUGAGCCAUUCACAUAGUUGAAUUGAUUAAUUCUUUUGUUUUUUUUCAGAUUUCCCCUGUAAUUGGAUGGCUUUUGUCUGCUCACAUCGAUUCAAAAGCAGUUCAACCAAAGAAAUCGAAAAAGAAGACUAACUAA